AUGGAAGAAGCACCAGAUGAGUUGUUUCGAGGCGCAGGAUGGAAUGGUGGUAGUGGAUCUUCGGUCUCUGACGAAGCUUUUGAUGUAAGGCUGCGAAGAAAGAACGGAAGGCUGGAAUCAAUAUCAGACGACUCGUUGCAUUUGUCUUCUUCGGAUGAAGAGGGCAAAGAUGUGCCAAGAUGGAUGAAAGUCCUUGUGCAGUCAAGGAGAGGAGCCUUGGUUCAUGUCGAAGACGAGAGGAUCUUCUGGGGAUUCAACCAUCCUGACCCGGAAUCUGAGAGGCAAGAGCUCUUGACCAACCAGACAUAUUACAACAAGUUGAUGGCAAGAGCCAGGCUGCGAGUGCCCUGGAUAUUCACCCGCAAGCAACUCAACCCCGUGCUCUUGCGACGUUUGAACCAGGAGAUCUUGAGGAUCGCGUACCUCAAGAAGUCGCCGAGAGUUCCGAUCCUGUUGCACGAUCGACAGCGACAGGCACGGCGGGCAAGUCUGAUACAGAAGCAUCUUGAAAAGAACGUCCUGUACGAUCGAGAUCAGUUUGCACCCUCGAGUUCUGUGAAGCCGUAUCAGAAUGCUCCCAGAUACCUCUACAUUGAUGUGAGUGUCAGAGCUGUCAAAGAGAUCGGAGAAGCGCUGGACUCUAGCUUGGUCCGAUACUUCGAGGAGGAGACUCGGAGGCAUGCGGGGACUUGCGAGGAAGGUCGCGUAUGCCUCAGCCUCUCUUGCUACGGGCUCAUGGGGACGGCAGGGUAUGGGAUGCUCUACCGACGGCGCGUGGUCGACGAGAAGGAGGAGCUCAACUUUCCCGGACCUCUUGUCCUGGUCUUAUCUUCGGAGAUUCAAGUGCCAAGCUCGCUAGUGGCAGUGGCGAAUCUUUCGCACGGGUUCAAGGUUGUCGAGUUAUUGAGCCGACUGGACGUGGAUGAGGAAUUCCGGUGUGUCACUGCUCCUGAUCUCUCCUACGCCAAAUGCAAGAUGCAGGCAAGUCGAGCAACUCUGAGGACGAAAGAUCUCAACUGA
This is a messenger RNA of Guillardia theta CCMP2712, 1020 nucleotides long. RefSeq lists its product as hypothetical. The transcript is spliced from 13 exons. The record is from RefSeq and is a predicted model, not a curated record. The coding region runs from base 1 to 1020 and encodes 339 amino acids. Lineage: Eukaryota; Cryptophyceae; Pyrenomonadales; Geminigeraceae.